UAACUCUCCCACAUCAAGCCGUCCGCCUCUGUCUGAUCCCAAACAGAAACAAAAGAUAAGGAUCUCCCCUUAGAUCCCUCAUCCCAGACGCAGACGUCGCCGGCUGCAAGCCCCUCUAUCUCCGAUCUUCAGUUUGAGUUUCCAAGCAUGUUCAGCGAGGAGAACUUCUUUCUUACCAAUGUCUUUCCAUGUGAAAAAGUACCCAUUGAUGCAGUCUCAAGCAACGAGCGUGUUAUCAGAAUACUGCACUUCAAGAUGACCGGAACAUGCAUGGGUGAUGGUAAUAUUGAGUAUACUGAUAUAUGCACUCUAGCAGAUCAUCAACUUCUUGUCGAGGUCCCUGAAUUCGUGCUUUUAUCUAAUAGGAGGAUAUAUGAAGCGUAUUUGGUUGGAGUUCUUGCCAGAAUGAAGGUCCCGAUAGUUGAGCAGCCGCUUAUCAUUGAUAAAGUAUUUACCGAGGUUGAACGAGCUGACAACCCCCAAUGUGCUAUUGCUUGCUUGAUAAAGGAUAUCACCUUAUUUUGUCACACUGUCAAGAUGGCUUAUCGGUCAGAGUGUUUCGAAGAAGUGAGAAUUGAUAGCUUGGAAGAUACUGAAAGACAAAAACAAUGUGUUAUUUGUAGAGAGAGCCUUGAUCACGUUGAGGACAUAGAGGAGGGGAUUGGUCGUAGUCCGUUGGUUCGCUUGCCGUGUUCCCAUCUUUAUCACGGUGAUUGUCUUUCCAAAUGGUUGCCCAUGAGUGCGUUGUGUCCUUUGUGCCGAUACACAUUGCCGGUUGUGGAACAGACGGUGCCGGUUGUGGAACAGACGGUGCCGGUUGUGGAACAGACGGUGCCGGUUGUGGAACAGACGGUGCCGGUUGUGGAGCAGACGGUGCCGGUUGUGGAGCAGACAGCUGAUGAGCCAUCGUGGCCGCAGUUGCAUUGGCCUAUGCUGCUCACAGCAUCUGCAGGUGGUAUAUUAACUGCUAUACUGAUAUGUAGAUUAUUGAAGUAGACCCAAGUGUUAAAUUAUCCGCAGAUUGUCAAUUUCAUCAAAAAUAGAUGAGCAUGGAAUAAAUUAUUGUUUUUAUAUUAGCUCCCUUCUAUUUGGCUUGUAAUGGAUAAUGAGUAACAAUAAUAUACUCUUGUUAUAUUUAGUGCA
This is a messenger RNA of Fragaria vesca subsp. vesca, 1143 nucleotides long. RefSeq lists its product as uncharacterized. Gene Ontology annotation, biological process: protein ubiquitination. The record is from RefSeq and is a predicted model, not a curated record. Bases 148 to 996 code for a protein of 282 amino acids. Gene Ontology annotation, molecular function: ubiquitin protein ligase activity. Gene Ontology annotation, cellular component: cytoplasm. Lineage: Eukaryota; Viridiplantae; Streptophyta; Magnoliopsida; Rosales; Rosaceae. The transcript is spliced from 2 exons.